AUAGAUAGAACAUCGUUCUGUCAACACAGAGAUACACGCGACUGUUUUGCUAUUUAAUUGUUUACAUUUAUUAACUUUAUAAAUUAAAUAGUAAGGCAUUAUUUUUUAGCAGUUUUUGGUUAUUUUACGGUGUUGUGUUGUGUUGUGUUACUCAUUGCUUUAAUCAAUACAACUACCAAACAGUUAUAACUGUCCAUAGCUGAAUCUCCCAGAAACAUGGCUAAGCGACUAUUUUCGCGCAGUACGAGUUUGUUAAUUUCUAACGGAUUAACACAUCCGAGCAAAACACAAAAUAUGACGAGUAUACGUUGCAACAGUAUUAAAUCCGAGGUACCUUGCAAAGAAAUCAGAAUACCAGUUCAAUGGGGUCAUGUCGCCGCCAAACUGUGGGGGGACGAAAAUGAACGACCCAUUUUAGCCCUUCACGGCUGGCAGGACAACGCGGGCACAUGGGACCCGCUAGCGCCCCUCCUCUCGAAGCACAGGGCUAUUUUGGCCAUAGACUUUCCUGGGCAUGGACUGUCGUCGUGGUUUCCACCAGGCAUGCACUAUUAUCCCUGGGAACUUCCACGUUUCAUCCUGUUGCUAAAAGAGUACUUUAAAUGGGAUAAGAUUUCACUUUUGUGCCAUUCAAUGGGCUCAAUCGCUGGAUUACGAUUUGCAACUUCAUACCCGGAUGAUGUAGAUUUUUACAUUGCCCUCGAUAGUUUGAUAUCUGACGAUUACGACCUAGAUUUAGUCGCCAGCACCUAUCCUAAAUAUAUGCUUAAAAUUAAUUUGGCACAAACUAGACUAGAUCAGGAACCGCCGUCCUACGACUAUGAGGAAUUAGCUAAAGUGUGGCAUAAGGGAACAAGAAAGUCAGUUACUAUAGAAAGCGCAAAAAUUUUAAUGAAAAGAGGAUCAAAACCUUCUAAGAAUGACCCUAACAAGUAUUUCGUUUCGCGUGAUGCCAGACUUAAGUACACUUUAUUCACUCCGGAAAGUAAACUUUUUGUGGAAACUUUGGUAAAGAAGUUGAAAUGUCCGACGCUAUAUUUUAAAGCUAUCGAUUCUCCGUACGCUUCAGAUGAAUUUUCGGUAGAAAUGAGAGAAGUCAUUGCAAGGAACAAUGAACAAUUUGAAUGCCAUUUUGUCCCUGGUACACAUCACGUUCAUUUGAAUAAUCCUGAAUUGAUUUUUCCCCAUAUUACAGACUUUCUACAAAAAUACAAUUUUAUAGGAAAAUAGUAUAUGAAAAUGAUAAGUGUAAAUUACAUACCUAUUUACAUCUAUUUACAAAUUAAUUUAGACAAUCCGGUUACCAGGUACUUUGAUGACAUGAUUAUACUCGUACGAUCAUUAAUUUUGGUUAAGUAAGUAAAGUGACACUGUGAUUUUUAUUUUCUGUUAUUAUUGUUAUUUACAAAAUUAUAUGUAUUGUUAUUUACAAUAUGUUUUAUUAGUUCUUAUAUUACCUAGGUAGGUACAAAUAGUUGAUGAUAAAAUAAUAUUUUACAAGUUCCAGGUUUACACUGGCACCACUUUUGAACUAAAUGUAAGUAUUAAAAUAUUGGUUCAAAACGUAUGACAUGUAAAAUUUAUAUUAAACUGUUCGUUAUUUUUUAAUAUUUUAUAUUGAAAAUUUUUAAUUGUUCAUGUAAAGUAUACCUUUAAAAGGUACCUACUUAAAAUUUUACACGUAUCUUUGUAACAGGUUUCAUAAAAACAUUUGGUAAAAUCAGCUUAGGUACCUACUUAUACGUACGGCCCUGCUUUUGAUCAGUAUUCUGGCCGUUGUUGACAGAGGAUAUUACUCACACGUGUUAGAGCUUUACUACUAAAAAUAAGUUGUGAUAUGGUCAUAGUUCAAUGUUUAAAGUACAAGUAGGUACCUUCUUGAACUUACAUCAUCACGUAAAUGUGGGUUUCUUUACCCUUGUAUAAUUUUCGUAGUGAAUCAGCUCCGACGUUGAUAAGAAAAAAAUGUGAUUAUAAAAUAUAAAACACAAAGAAUUUAUUUCAUUUAUUUCUUAUAAUUAAUGACUAUGUGUACUUAAUAAAAAAAUAUAAGAUAAUAAUUUGUACAAAAGAGGUUCAUGUCCAGCAAUACAGCUAUAAAAAUUAUUAUAAAUAUUAUUGUGCAUUAACUAUAAAACUAAAUCAAGUUUGUUUUUCUAACUUGUCGUUUUGUGCAGUGUCUGAUCCAGAAUUAUCUUCAUCAUCACAAGCAUGGGCUCCUUUCCUUUCUGGCAAAACAUUGAUGAGUGUUUCUUGCCAACACAUUCCUUCACACACUCUUAGAAUUAUUUCAAAAACUGUAAACAAAAAAUGGUAAAGGUACAAAAUGAACUUUUAUUUGUUAUGAAAAUUUUCGCAGCAUGCUUGGGCAAUGUAACUGACGGACUAAAACUGAAAGUGAAAUUUUUUUUUUUCAUUAUUCAGACCAAGAUCAACCUAUUUGUAUGGGAUGAUAGAUUCAUUGGCCAGAAAAAAAAUAUCAAUAUUAAAUUACAGUGAAAGAAAAUCAUAGAAAUAAAACAUUUGUGAUCAAUUAAUAGUAAUGGUCAACUGUAAUUUGAAUUUGCACUUUUUUGUUACAUUUUUUAUUGAGUUUUAUUUAUUAAAAUAAAUAUAUUUGCUUUUUUAUUUU
Molecule: messenger RNA, 2632 nt
Organism: Amyelois transitella
Lineage: Eukaryota; Metazoa; Arthropoda; Insecta; Lepidoptera; Pyralidae
Product: probable serine hydrolase
Exons: 4
Coding region: 217-1230 (337 amino acids)
Source: RefSeq, a predicted model, not a curated record